AAGCGGCUUCAGAGGGCAUCAAGAGGUCGCGGUGGAAGUCGGGACGGCGGCGGAUCGCGUUUAUGUCUGCCCACUCGUAAGCAAAGUGCGUGUCCGCUUCGGGUUGCACCGCACCGGCGCUUGCCUUGUUUGCGAGAAAGAUCGUUUAGAAUUAAACUUUUCCGCGUUUGCGUUUGUCAUCGUGCUUUUCACAACCAGUCUGAGUGUGCUUCAUAUUAUCGAUGCAUUGAUAGUCAGCUAGCCUAGCGAGCUAGCAACACGGCUAGCCCAUAAGGUGGCUGGGAGCUAGCAUCUCUCUUAGAACUAGCUGAGUAAGUAGAAGAUCGCAGAGUAUCGGGUGAUUAUCAAGAGAGAGAAUUUGAAAAAAAAAGUAGACACACGCGCGCACCCACACACACACACGUGGGAGAGGCCGGAGAGAGAAGGACGGAGGAGAAGCAGUGACGCCAGGAGCGGCCGAUGAAUUCAGACCAGGGCGGAGAGCCGCUGCAGGAGGAGGCCGAGCCGGGACUGAAAGCCCGCGGGGAGGCUGAGCCGGGACCGGGUGCCCGUGAAGAGCGCGGAGCUGCAGAGCCGGCCAGUAUGGUGACCUCGAAGGGAGCGGGUCUGAACCCAAAUGCCAAAGUGUGGCAGGAGAUGCCUGCUGUACCUAGUGAGGCUCCUGUGGAUGGCAGUGAGGCUUCCCCCUGGGCCCAGUCAAGCAUAAGUGAAGAGUCCCCUGGAUGUAAAGCAUACACACCUGGCUUCCAAGUUCUCAUGGACAACAGCACCCCAGCCGCAGCGGACGGUGUGGUCAAUGGCAUGGACCCAUCUGACCCUAACCCUCUGACUGGGUGUAACGAAUCCAAACUAUCUGAAGAUCAGCCUCUCUCUGCAGAAAACUUGCGCGAGUCCCUGAAAAAAGAGCUAGAAUUCUGCUUCAGCAGGGAGAACUUAUCAAAGGACCUGUACCUGAUUUCUCAAAUGGACAGCGACCAGUUUGUGCCAAUUUGGACUAUUGCCAGCAUGGAAGGAAUCAAAGUUUUGACCACUGAUAUGGAUCUUAUCUUGGAUGUGCUGAGAUCAUCUCCUAUGGUUCAAGUGGAUGAGAAAGGAGAGAAAGUGCGUCCGAAUCACAAACGCUGCAUCAUCAUUUUGCGAGAGGUUCCAGAAACGACCCCCGUGGAGGAAGUGGAGGCCUUGUUUAAGAAUGACAACUGUCCAAAGGUCAUUAGCGUGGAGUUUGCUCACAACAAUAACUGGUACAUUACAUUCCAAUCGGACACGGAUGCUCAACAGGCUUACAAGUACUUGAGGGAAGAAGUCAAAACAUUUCAGGGAAAACCCAUCAUGGCCAGAAUAAAAGCCAUCAAUACGUUCUUUGCGAAGAAUGGCUAUCGCAGCCUUGAUUGCAGUGUGUAUCAGCAGCAGUCACACACACAGUCCCAGUAUAGCUCACCGCUCUUCAUGCAGCCUAUAUACAGCCCACAGCAGCAGUAUCUUUACGGCAUUGUCCCUCCCACCUGGACUCCAUCUCCAACACCGUACUUCGAGACUCCUCUGGCACCUUUUCCUAACAGUGGAUUUGUCAAUGGAUUUGGUACAACUGCACACUACAAAACUAGUUCAAACUCUCUCAACAUUGGACGGCCUUUCAACAGAAACCGUGUCCCACUCUAUUCAAGAAAGAAUGUAAUAAAUGCCUUCAGCAGAAACCACGUGAAGCCCCAGACAAGGGUCAAUGACACGCUUGCCUCCACCGUUUCCCCUGUGUCUGUGGUGGACGGGCUCAGGAGUCCACAGCCUGCUGUUAGCAGUAGCUCAGUGCUGCCAACCUCCGAGCUGAGCUCUUCUUUCCCACACAUGACCUCUGAGGCAAGCGACGAUGGCACCAUGGCUGGUCGUGGACGGAGGAAUACGUACAGAGCGACACGGAGGAGGAGAGAUGACGAGCGAACCAUAAGGCCAGUUCCGCUCACCGAAGUUAAGGUCUCGCCACCCAAGUUUGACCUGGCUCCGUCCAAUUUCCCUCCACUUCCUGGAUGCUCCGGCAGCCCACAGGGAGAGCCGGUGCUCGAGAACCGCAUGUCUGAUGUAGUACGGGGUCUCAACAGAGAUAAGCAGUCAGACUCAAACAAAGAAUCCACUGUGAGUGCUGCUGCUCCAGCCUCUGAGGAGACUGUCCCCAGACCUGCACUGACUGCAAGCAAGCCCACUGUUCAUGCUGUAGAUCAUACUAGCUACAGCGCAAGCGCAACCCCUCAGGAAAAGAAACUGGAUAAAGCUGAGCCCUUGGUCCAUAAAGAGACCUCGGUGAACCAGAGCACCACCCCAGCUGUCCCAGCAAUUCCAACUCAGCCUGCUCCUGUCCCCAAGACUCCCCUGAGUCCGGCCAACCCUGCAGCCCCACAGGCCAACGUCAGCCACCCCAGCCCUGCCCCACUGGAGCCUCGGAAACUGAGCUACGCCGAGGUGUGCCAGCGCCCCCCGAAGGAUCCGCCUCCUCCUCCCCCACCACCCCCAGUGGCCAGUCCCAGUCCUUCUAGCUCUACCUCACAGCCUCUGAGGGAGCUGCGCGUGAAUAAGGUGGACGAGCAGUCGGGCGGCAGCGAGAGACCCGAGCGGCCCCAGGAGCGCGCGGGGGACUGUAAGAGCAGAGAGGGCCGGCCGGCUCGUGACUCACAGGGCUUCUACCGCAGCAACGGCCCUCCAAGGGCCAGCGCGGGGGGCUACAAACUUCGUGAGCAGCAGAGGCGUCCUCAGUACACUCGACGCUCUUCACCCCAAGGAGCCUCUAGACACGCUGGCAAAGAGCAGAACAUCCCCCCUAUAUCGCCAAAGUAAAAACUUGACUAAAUCCUUACAAAUGUAUGAAUAUAUACACAUUAUAUAUAUAAAUAUAAAAAUAUAUAUAUAUAAAGAGAUGAAAUAUAAAAAAAGUUUAAAAAUCUAAGAUAGCCACCUCUUUUGCCUGGAGCACAUCCACAGGAAAAUCUCAUGAAAUGACAAUGCACAGAUGGAGACGUCCUGGUGUACGGGCAUCGAAAAAUAUCGGAAGCUAGACAUAAGCUUUUUGAUUGAAGGAAGUCAUCAAAUAGGAAAAAGUGCGCUUUUAAACUUGCCCCUUGAGAAUGUAAUUUUUUUUUUUCCUUUUUUUCUUUCCCUACUUCCUUGAUGAGGGUGUUUUACCCUGGAGGCUGUGGGACUAAGGGCAUCACAACAGCCAAGUGCUCAGUGAUAUUGUUGAGCUGAAACAAUAAUGGCAGUUUGCAAAGAACAUAUGCACUAAGAAGAAAAGGAACAUGCAUACUGUCAUGUACCUAUACAAAGAUAUCACUUUGACAUGCAAGGAUUCUACUAAUAUUUUACUUAUUUUUAUUAUUAUAAAUGUUUUUUUUUCCCAUUCGCAUUGGCAGGUGACUGGGAAUGCAACGUUAUGGAGUGAGUAAAAGAUGGACAUAAGCUUUGCUCUUUGAGUGAAAGGAUGUAUUCUGCAGUAGAGUCGAUGAACGAAUCAGUUUGGGGAUUUAGAUCCCGUUUAGAAAAUGCAACGCCUGCUUGAGUGGAUUGGCAGAUUAGAUAGGAACAGCAGUGAGGCUUGCCGUUGGUCUGGAAUUGCGCAUCAUUUUUGUGCGACACUGCUGAUGACAAGAUCCUUAAAUCAAAAAAAAAGAAAAAGGAAAAAAAGAGCUGCUGUUUAGAAAUGUGUAAAAGACGCAUCGGCUUGUAGCGCUUGAGUAAUUAUUCAUACACGUCAUUUGAUGAGAUCGGAGCCUGAUGAUUAUAAUGCUGGAUCACUGGUUUGCUUUUAUUUCCCUUUUUUUUUUCCUUGUGCUUUAAUUUCUUUAAUUGUUUUUAGUUAGAUUGUGUAACCAACAGCCUGUGAAAGAUCACAAUAUCAGUCAGGUACAUAGACACUCAAGUAUUUUGUCAUCUCAGUUUUGUUUUUUGUUUCUCUUUCCUUUUUGUGUGUGAAUUACUCUCCCAAAAUGGCUGUCUGAGCGAGCUCAUGUUUCCUGAUGAUCAGUCAGGCGCUUGACUGUGUUUACAAGAUUGUCAGCUUGGGACUAAGAGGCAGAGAUGAAGCUGCUUUUGGUUGCAUUUUGGGCGACACACUAUUCUCAAAAUCAGGACCUUCACUAUAACGAUUAGUAGCUAUUGUGCUUAGGUGUGUGAUAGUGAUUUAGGUCAGGAAAACCCAAGGCCUGUUUUAUUGACUAGUGAUAUCACUAAGCUGUAUCGUUUUCAGCUGUAUAGAAAUGGGUAGUUUUUUUUUUGUUUGUUUUUUUUGCCUCCACUGUAAGAAUUUUCAAUUGGUUUAAAUUGUGGUACAUCCUAAAACAAUGUUUUGGGUCAUACAGUGCAAAGCACAACAAAUGCAGGAUGAAUGGCUGAAAAUAUGAUUAUUACUUUUUCUCUUUAUUAUUAUUAUUUUUUUGUUAUUGCGCUUCCAACUUUGUCCACAAAAUCUGAUUUUAUUUUAAACAGCUUUGACAUUGUGGGCAGUAUAGAGAUUACAUUACUUUUCUUCCUCUGUUAAAUAUAAGUAAUGAGACAUUUGGUGCAGGCCAUUGAAAUGUUAAAUGAUUGAUAGGAGUCAUAUUUUCCUCUCACAUACCUUAACAAAACUUAGGUUUGUCUGUUGCAUAUUGAUGGUCUCGGGCAUUUUUAUCUUCCACCAGAGUCAUUUCAUGCAAUUCUGCAAGAUCUUUAAGAAAUCUCUCUACAUUUUAACCCUCAAACUAAAGACUCGUCAAUGUUUUAAAUGGUUUACAUCAGUGACCUUAACAACAAAAAAAAUCUUGAAUUGCUUUUGCCAUCUCCACCAUAAACCCACGAGUUGCUUUUUGGGUGUACGAGCUAUCGCUCCUGAAUGAUUUUUUUUUUUUUUUUUUUUUUGUCGCAUGUGCAACUCUGUCACCUUCAGAAAGCAAAAGGAUUAGGGGGAAAAGUGAACUGGUGCUGUUAAUUUAAAAUUGGAAUCAGAGGAAGAUGCAGUAUUGCUGAUGAUGAAUUCAUUGUAAGUAUUUUUAUUUUAUUAUUUUUUUAAGUUGAGUUUUUAAUUUAUUUUAAUCCUCCUGCCCGCAUUUCCCUCUUCACCCUCCCCAGUCUGUGUAGGCCAUGUUUCUGACUUGUGUACAAAAUGACUUUGGGAGAAAAUCAGAUUUAACAUUUGUAUAUUUUUGAGAUUUCAGCAAAGAAAAUACUUGACGCAUUUACUAGAAGCUUAGUAAUGCAUUAAAUAAAUAAUGAAUCACUGGGGCUUUUAUUGUUUUUUUUUUUUUGUUUGGUUUUUUUUUUUCUUAUUUUAAUUUUGUUUAUUAAUGAAUUUGAGCAGCUAGUGGUUUAGUGUAAUGGAACAAAAAUGCACUAACUUGUUAAAAAAAAUUACUGUUGAUGUAAUGUGAAAUCAUAUUAGACGCAUAAGAUAAUGACAUUGAUGUUGAGCGGCUUGCAGAAAUCUACAGGAAUAGCGUUUCCUUAAUGUUUGGGUUCUUACUGUUAAUUGGUUUUAGGGCUGCUGUGGUAAAGGGAAGAAUUAAUAUAACAAUGGAUUGAAAGUGUUGGAGACAGUGGAUUUUAGCUGUCUGCAUAAAAUGUCAUUAAAAAAAAUAAAUUAUUUUGUUUUGGCCUUGGA
Messenger RNA from Clarias gariepinus (North African catfish), 5617 nucleotides. RefSeq names its product la-related protein 4 (gene larp4aa). The transcript is spliced from 17 exons. NCBI's taxonomy places the organism in Eukaryota, Metazoa, Chordata, Actinopteri, Siluriformes, Clariidae. Gene Ontology annotation, molecular function: mRNA 3'-UTR binding. Gene Ontology annotation, biological process: positive regulation of translation. Gene Ontology annotation, cellular component: cytoplasmic stress granule; cytosol. Bases 460 to 2823 code for a protein of 787 amino acids. The record is from RefSeq and is a predicted model, not a curated record.